GUUAGACUUUGUACAACCCUUUUCACUUCACAUACAUGUACAUGUACAUGUAGAAACAAAAAGUAGAAUUGCUGCUCUAAUUAACCUCAAGUGUGUAGACUGGUGUACUAUAUAGUGUGGUCCCACUGUGUACACUGUAGCUAGUAGUUGAUUUAUUACGCCUCAGGUGUCCGCAUGCGCAACAAUCUAUGCGCAAGCGAGGUAUAUACGACAGUGUGUGUGUGUCGAUCUAGACUGUUGCAACUGCUCAAGGAUCAAUGAAUGCAAGUAAGAGCUUCUAUGGUUUCUAGUAGGAUUGUGGAUUUGCCGUAUAGCGCGAAAUUUUCGCGGAUUUCGUGGGUUGGAAUUCUACACGAAAAUUAAGUCCACGAAAAGUGUUCGUUAAUAAGAAUUACCUGCUAUCAUGUAAAUAUUUAAAGGCGUGGCUUCCGGUAAGCAGUCAUUCUGCGAACAUUGUGCAACGAAAUGGCUUUUAGAGGCCAAUCCACGAAAUAUAAGUGCCUCGAAAAUUUCGCGCUAUACGGUAUGUUAUGGCUAGUUUUGCUUACUUUGAAGAAGGCCAUUGCAGAUUAGCUAUAUUCUACCUAUAGUAGUUAGCUCUGCACUAGAACGCUAGCUACAAGAAUGAGAAGAGAGCUGCACCAUGCCAUUAAUUAUGGGCUUUGAACUUUUGGUAUCCUUUUAGCAACAAGCAUGAUCGAUCAUUUCCCACUUUUUUGCACCAGAUUCGCAUAUGCAGUAAUGUUGCAUCCAAUGCCUCCACCGAGGCAUCAGCAUCCGCGGUGGUUUCAUUAUACGUGUAUUACAGACGGUUACAUCUGUAAACACAUUUGCCUCAAUCCGCUUGCUAGGAAUAAUAGCCUGAGAAACUACUACAAAUUGACUUUGUGUGGCCUUACUACUGUUUUAUGGUGGCACAGUGUGUUGGUUAAUUAGAUUAAUAAUCACAUGAUUGACUGGGUAUCUGUGGUUUCGAUCUUACUGUCAGCAAAAACAUUCAGUGCUAUUCAAUAUCGUAUAAAGCAAAAUAGCUAAGAAGUAGGUGAAGUUAGACAAGGAGGUCUUAAGUAAAUAGCAAGUCUUUUACUUAGAUAAGUUAGCAAUCAUGUCUCAAGCAAGCAGCAACUCAAUUGGAUCACCAACAACUUCUCAAACCAACUUCGAUGAUUCAGGUAUCGCAGAAGAAAGGUCAGAUUCAAUUCCAAUUGCAGGAGAGGACAGUAAUGUUGGUGACAGUGAUCUUAUUUCUAAUUCUCUUGAUGUGAUACGGUGUGAAAAUGAAAAAAAGAACUCAGAAUUGACAAAGGUUAAAAGGGAAUUGUCUGAAAGCAAACUGAGUGAAGCACAGCUGAAGGAAAAAGUUGACCAACUUACAAAAGAAAUUAAGAAGCUCCAAGAAGAGAAAGAGUCUCUUGAGCAAGAGCUCCACCAAAAGAAGACAGAAACAGAACAAACAACAGAAGAACUGCAGCAGGAGAUAGCAAAACUUAAGUCCCAAUUGCAAGAAAGGGAGGCUGCAGUUGAAAGUUUUAAGGAUAAAUUAGCAAGUACUGAGAUUCAGAGCCGAGUAAAAAUAAAUGAACUCAAAGAAGAAAUCAAAUCUCUUCAAAAAGAACGAGAAGAGCUCAAUACCACCGUCACCAAACUUCAGGAUGACAAAGACAGACAGGAGUUGAAAAGUAGGGAGGAAAUUGUAUGUCUCAGGGAGGAUUUGAGCAAAAAGAAGGAUGAAGAAGCUGAACGACGUAUAGAACUCUCUACACUUCAAGUAGAAAUAUUGAAACAAAAACUCCAAAUCGAGAAGUAUUCCUCUCAAGAACUGCAGAAACAAGUUCAGGCACUACAGAUAUUAAGAGGCCAAUCGCCGACUGAAGACUCCGAAGUGCAUUUUAAAGUAGGCGAUAGUACACUCGAUCCACCCAAGCUAUAAGACAAGGACACUAUAAGACAAGGACACUAUAAGACAAGGACACUAUAAUAGUUAUACAUGAUAUUAUAGCUUGACUUUAACUGUUAUAAUCUACUUGUGUAUACAUACAUCUUUUUUGCUUCCACUUUUGCUUCUUGUAAAUAUAAUCACUGAUGUGCGGUAAAAUGUGCCACCUUGAUCUUGUGAUAAUUUCAGGACGGUACAAUGCUUACGAUAAUAAUGGGAAAAUUCAUGUUUACAAUGAAUGUUGCAAUCUGUGCUGUGCUUACGCCUCUCGGCAUGUUUUGCUUCGCUCAAAAAGUAUUAGAGUGUUAUAGAAGAGGUUUAAUGUGUUACGAAAUAAAUGUUGCCAUUUGCAAUUGUUGACAAUGAACGAAUACAUUAAUCAAGAGUGUCAUAGAAGAGGAGCUUAAUGGAAACAGAAGUCUAUAUCUGAUGGCUUGAUUCAUUAUCAUUUCCACUUUUUUUCCCCAUUCCCUGCAUAAAAUAUUGCAACUAUAUACAUGAUGUAUUUAAUAUAAUAGUCUGCUAGCUAGCUUCAUUACCUUAAAGCUUUGGUGCCUCCACCGAGGCAUCAGCACCCGCCGUGCUUUCAUGUUGAAUUUCAAGUGAGACAAAAAGGUUAAAUACUUUAGUUGUAUGUGUGGGCGUUGUACAUGACAUCAUGUGUAC
Halichondria panicea is the source of this 2602-nucleotide messenger RNA. RefSeq names its product putative leucine-rich repeat-containing protein DDB_G0290503. The transcript has a single exon. Lineage: Eukaryota; Metazoa; Porifera; Demospongiae; Suberitida; Halichondriidae. The record is from RefSeq and is a predicted model, not a curated record. The coding region runs from base 1106 to 1930 and encodes 274 amino acids.